CUAGAUCCUGCCCUAUUUUCACAAAAAAGCCAAGCUUUUCUUCAGCUGUAUGUGUAUGUGUGUGCCGGUGCUGUUAGUACCCGGCUGUGUAACUUGAUAGGGGGCAUCGAGAGGGAUAAGGGAAUGUUGAGUUGCAAUGGAGCAGAGUACGAUACAGUGGUUAGGCUCCCCCAGCUGCCUUCGGGGCUCCUUUGCCUUUUACAAGUCAGUGAUUUGCAAGCAGGAGUCCGGGGCUCCGCCUCAGGUCUGGAAACUUGGAGAGUUUUACUUUAUACGAUGUGGCCCUCAGGAGCCUGUGUGCAUAGCAGAGGUCACACUACUGUGGGAAGAUCAGACACAGCGCCACCUGCUGGCCAGUUCGAGACUUUACUUCUUACCUGAAGACACACCGAAGGGCAGAGCAGUGGAACAUGGAGAGGACGAAGUCCUCGCCGUGUCGAAAAAAAUUGUAGUGAGAGUUGAGGAUCUGGUGAAGUGGACUUGUCGGGAACCGCCACGUUGGAAGUGCGGCAGUCAAAACAUUCACGGAUCUCACAAGCCUGAUUGGUCGCAAGAAGCUACGUCUCCACAACAAGGCAAAACAGAGAGUAGCGAUGAGUCUACGAAUGUACAGCAGAAGGUUAAAGUUCUCAGCUAUCCCCAGUAUUGUCGCUUUCGUUCUCUACAGAGACGAGUCCCGGAUCAAGCUAGUUGCCCCGAUCAGCAGGAUCCUCACCUACUGGCUUUGGGGGGAAUAAAGGUGACCCUUCAAAACACGCGUGUCCUGUACUGUCGGGAUACUUUCCACCACCCUACCCUAGACAGCAGUGCCAGCUUCAUGACACAGUUUGGUUGCUCCUCUCUCAGCCUGAAGGGGCGGCCUCGUAAAAGAAGAGGCAGAGAUGGCAACGGAUCAGAGCAACAAAACCAGAAUCAACUAUCAGAGUCAUGGAUGGAAAGAAUGAAGGAGAAUGUGAUGGGCAGUGUGGAGAUGCAAUGGGAUGGAAAUUGGCUCCCACACCCAGAAGAGCAGCUGUUCCUGGAUCAGCUGUAUCUUUUUAUGGAACGCAGGGGCUCCCCUAUUAGCAAAGUUCCCAACCUGGGUUUCAAAAAAAUUGACCUCUUCCUCAUGUAUUCGGUUGUGAAGAAACUUGGUGGCUACGAGAGGGUAACAUCACAGCGUUUGUGGAAGGUUGUGUACAAUGAGCUGGGUGGAAGCCCGGGAAGUACCAGCGCUGCCACCUGCACCAGAAGGCAUUAUGAAAGGCUUAUGCUGCCUUAUGAACUCCACAUAAGGGGAGAAAAUCCAGAAUUUUGCAAGCCCAGAGCGACAUCCGUGUCACCCACCACAAUCAAAAAGACUGGGCUGGGUAAAGGAUUGGCCAACAGCCAGAAGAAUGCAGUUACUGGCCAGAUAUCUUCUCCAGAUGGUGUUGUGGUACGUAAAAGAGGAAGACCACCCGGCAAACGAAAUGCAAAGGUUCUGACUAAGGGAAGGGUUGGAAGACCACCUUUGCAUCCCAAACCACCUCCCCUUGAGAAACCAGAACGACCCCAUCAGGAGAUCAAGCCACAGCCUAUUUUCCAAGAACUGAGGCUUACCAACCAUCCUCACACCCAAGCUCUGUCCUUUGUAUCUUCUACAUCCGUGUCCCACCAAGCCAUACUGGGACGAGAUGUGAAGAUUGUGGAGACUGUUGAUGUUCCCUCUUUUCUGUCAGCUCCUGUCAAGUUGCUGGCAGGUGGAUCCUUGGAGGGAUUCAGUCCCACCAAAGGCAUAUGUCCGUUGGACCUCUUCAGGGCCCGUCUGGGCCUCAAUGGACUGAGUGGUCUUGAGGGUACUCCUCAAGAUUCUUCUACACCCCACCAGACAAUAAUAAUUCAUCAACCCAAAGUCAGUACACCCGAGACUCUGGAAAGUCUUCAACACCAGUGUUCGGGGUGCAGUCUAGACACCCCAUCCCAAAACGCAGGACUCUCAAUGACCAAAGCUCCCUUGCCUUCUCUCAGGAUCCUCCCCGUUGAUAUCGGGUGCAGCCUGCAGGUACGUCAACUGAUGCGCACCCGCCUUGAUUCAUCACACAUGAACACCUUCACCAAGCGUCUUUCAGAGGUUCUUGCUCAAGAUCUUAGUCAGACUUCCCAACAGAACGGCAGUUCCAUCUGUGUCCCUCAGGGACAAUCGCUCCCGCUCAACCUGAGCAAGAGAGCCAUUACCAAGAGGUCCGCUGGAGAUAUGGAGCUCACAGAUUCAGUGCCAAGCAAAGACAUCCAGUCUACAAUCAAAAGAGUGAAGACGGAAGAUCACGGUCUAUCUUUGAAAUGGAACGGCAUGUCUAUUUUGAAGCCGUUGACCCAAGAAGAGCCAGCUGACCUCAGUUCUCCCAGCAGAGCGAGAGCUUUACUUCCUGAUAGGACAAGUUUGGCUCACUCUGAAGCCACUGUCAUUCCCAAACUAGAGGUCCCUACUGGAAAGCCCUCCAGUAUUAUUGCUUCUUCAGAUCCUCUACAUUGUGUUUAUCAACUGAAACAAGAGGACGACCAAAGCGGUGCAAUUGCAGUGACAGUUAAGAAAGAUCCUGAUCUUGAACCUCAACCCAACGGUGACCUCUACCUGCAACGUAUACCUACUGAUGAUAUCAAAGUGGAUUCGGAUUCGGUUUCCUCUCUUAAAAUACUUUCUAGUUCACUCCUCACCAAACCAUCACAAAGUUGUUAGCAUGCAGGGAUUGGGUUUCCAUCUAAACCCCACAUCAUAAACUUUUACGUCACUCCUUUUUACUCUAGAUCACACGUGUUUGUGUAUGAUCAAAGCGACAAUUGUGCAGAUCUAUGCGUCAUCUGUUUUUGAAACACUACUUUGAACUGAUGCAGGUGGUCGUGGUUUAACCAAAGAUAAGGUGCCUUAAUGAGUCUAUUUUAGUACAUUUAAAUUGAAACCUAUGCUGUAGUUAGAGGAUCACCAAGUGGCCGGCCAAUAAAAAGACAUUUAAUAUGAAUCACAGAUCUUUCGAUUUCUUUGAAACCGAGGUGCGAGAUGUUAUUUAAGUAACAAUUUUAUGAACAUGGUAUUUAAGUCUGCUUCCAGAUUAUACUAAAAUUUCAAGUAUGUAUUUUUCCAGCCUUAAUGUUGUUGAACCGGUAAGCUACUGUAUUUUUCUUAGCAUAAAUGUUUUUUAAGUCUGUAAUGAAAGCAGUGUCAUAUGUGGAUGUAGGUCGGUCGGUCAUGCGGUUAUUAUUUAUCAGUGUCACUUCUUAAUAUGCUUAUUCUUUAAAUUUAUUUUCAAUUUUACUUUACUCUUCUUUAGCUGUUUGUCUUUGAACUAUUUAAGACCAGAGCACAAAAUGACCUCUGUGCUGAAUGCUACCAUAUUUUCCUUUAUUUUGAAACAAUGUACUGUAUUGUUUGUAAGUUGUAUGCGUAUUUAGGGUCCCAAUGCGAAUUUCCUUUUUUUUUACAGUAAUUAUUUCGGUAACACUUUACAGUGAGGUUGUAUUUGUUAACAUUAGUAAAUUCAACUGACAAUUUAAAAGAGAAAGCAUUUAUUUAUUUUAUUUUAGUUUUAAUUAGUUUUAGUUUAGUUUUAAGUUUUAAUUUUUAACAUUUAUUAAUCGAUUUUUAAAAUCAAAAGUUGUAUCUGUAAACAUUAGUUAAUGCAUCAUGAACUAACUGUACUGGCAUAACAAAGAUUAAUAAAUGGCAAUAAACAGUAUUGCUUAUCAUUACUUCAGCUUAUGCAUUUACUAAUGUUAACCGAUACAAUCUUAUUGUAAAGUGUUAUUCUUUUCUCGUUUUGAAGCGUAUUUUAUUAACAUAUAUAUUAUAGUUACAUUUUGUGUUUCUGAUAAAUCAAGAAAUAAUAUUUUUAGAAUGAUACAGAAGCUCAUAAUAUGGAUAACUUAAAUUGCCUUUCACUCCUUGAAGACUGACCUCUCGUAUUUGCAAUGUAUUUCACACGUUUACAGAUGACGCGUUUUUAAUAAUAUACAAUCGAUUUGCUAACUGUAAGUAAUUUUUGGGUCAUUCUUUAUUAAUUUGCUGGUUGUCUUUCCCUUUAAUUUUAAUUGUGUACUUGAAUGUAUGCCAAACAGAACGCUAAUCUUUAUUUAAUGCUCUAUUUAGUACCACCAGGUUACAGAAAGUGUUUUUUUGCUAUUAUUGUGCAUGCUUUUGUUAAUGAAACAUGGACUCUGUGAUUGAUUUUUUUUAUUGCAGACUCGUGUUUGAACACUGAAUAUUUAUAAUAAAAAUGGUAUACAGAUGUUUUUUCUGAAAUUCGCAAAGGUUUACAUUUUUAAGAUGGCACCUGUGUUCUCAACUACAGAAGCUUUUAUUUGUUUAUUGCCUCUGAGCUCAUUACCAUGUUGUAAUGUUUAGUGCAGUGACCAGCAGAUGGCAGCAUCAUCUUAUUUUGGAAAACACA
Messenger RNA from Paramisgurnus dabryanus, 4403 nucleotides. RefSeq lists its product as uncharacterized. Gene Ontology annotation, molecular function: transcription cis-regulatory region binding. The record is from RefSeq and is a predicted model, not a curated record. NCBI's taxonomy places the organism in Eukaryota, Metazoa, Chordata, Actinopteri, Cypriniformes, Cobitidae. Gene Ontology annotation, cellular component: nucleus. Gene Ontology annotation, biological process: regulation of transcription by RNA polymerase II.